AGCCGGAAGUGGGAGGGGAGAGUCUAACAGGAAAAGAAGGGAAGAAGGAAGAAGAGGGUAGAGGAGGAGAGGGAGGAGAGGAGGGAGGUGGCGGCGCCGUAGCGGAGGAGCAGGAGCAGGAGGGGGAUGGAGAGGAGAAGGCUUUUGGGUGGCAUGGCGCUCCUGCUCCUCCAGGCGCUGCCCAGCCCCCUGUCAGCCAGAGCUGAGCCCCCACAGGAUAAGGAAGCCUGUGUGGGCACCAACAAUCAAAGCUACAUCUGUGACACAGGACACUGCUGUGGACAGUCUCAGUGCUGCAACUACUACUAUGAACUCUGGUGGUUCUGGCUGGUGUGGACCAUCAUCAUCAUCCUGAGCUGCUGCUGCGUCUGCCACCACCGCCGAGCCAAGCAUCGCUUGCAGGCCCAGCAGCGGCAACAUGAAAUCAACCUGAUCGCCUACCGGGAAGCCCACAAUUACUCAGCGCUGCCAUUUUAUUUCAGGUUUUUGCCAAACUAUUUACUACCUCCUUAUGAGGAAGUGGUGAACCGACCUCCAACUCCUCCCCCACCAUACAGUGCCUUCCAGCUACAGCAGCAGCAGUUGCCUCCACAGUGUGGCCCUGCAAGUGGCAGCCCCCUGGGUGCUGAUCCCACCAGGGGCUCCCAGGGGGUGCAGAGCAGCCCCUUGUCUGGGCCCAGCAGAAGCAGCACGAGACCCCCGAGCAUCACCGACCCUGAGCCCUCCGAUGUGCCAGCCAACCGAGCAGCCACCAAAGCCCCUGGAAUGGAGCCCAGUGGCUCUGUGGCCAGCCCGGCAGAGCUGGACCAAGGGGCCUUCCUGGACAAGGAUUCUGAAUGUAAGGAGGAGCUGCUGAAAGAUUACAGCUCUGAGCACGGCAGCACACCCCCUGACAGCAAAGACAAGACGCCUGGGAGACAUCGCCGCUUCACAGGUGACUCGGGCAUCGAGGUGUGUGUGUGCAACCGGGGCCACCAUGACGAUGACCUCAAAGAGUUCAACACGCUCAUCGACGAUGUUCUGGAUGGACCCCUGGACUUCUGUGACAGCUGCCAUGUGCAGCCUCCUGGCGAUGAGGAGGAAGGCCUCUGCCAGCCCUCCGAGGAGCAGGCUCAAGAGCCUGGGCACGCCCACCUAAUACAGCCACCCGCAUGCCUACUGCUGAACACCAUCAACGAGCAGGACUCUCCAAACUCUCAGAGCAGCAGCUCCUCCAGCUAGAAAAGGCCCUGCCUGCACCCAAGAACUCAGCAAAGCAACCAGGGUAGGGGAGAACCACGAGAAAAGCAUUAAGUGACUUUCAAAGAAAGUGGUACAGCCACUUUUUUUGUUGUUUGUUUUGUUUUUUCUUUUUUCCUCCUCCCCUGCAUUUUCCUGCAUCACUAGGUACAGUUUGAGGUAUAGAUGCCUCUCCCCUGACAAAACCACAGUGUUGUGGUGGGCUGAGAAGUUGGUUCUGUGACUCAUUCCUUGUACCCCACUCACAAUCCCUUUUUUCCCCUUUUCAGAUCAUAUCUCAUCUACCUGUUUGGUUCAGAGAGAUGUGUGUUUUAAAUGCCCCAGGGAAGGGGGCUGGACUUGCCCUGAGAUGAUUCUUGGUGAUGGAGUGGAUUUAUGCUCUGGUUUUUGUUUAAGAAAACUUUGCUUUGUCUCAGUCCAGGAGAGGCAGGCAUCUUGGCCCUGGGUGAAGGAAGCCCACAGAGGCCCAGAGAUUGUCACCUGUGGCUGCCAGCAUCCUUAGAGCUGGAAUUGGGCUGACCCUGUGGGAGGAUGACAGUGGAUGACCCUAUGGUAGGUUGGUAGGGGGCUUGUGGAUCUCUUCAAUUCCAUGUGACAAGCUUGGUGCACCACUGUGCAUCCUUGAGGGCUGCUGUCCAGCAGGCUCUGGCUGGCUGCAGACUGGUUCAGGUAUGGAAAAUUAUACUUCCUUCUCUUUGGUUUUUCUUUUAAAAACAACAAAAGCCAGCUGAAAACAAGAACCUUACCAGUGGGUAGACAAGAAUUCUCUUCUGGAAAAGGGAAAUUUAUGGCUCUUUCCCAAAUUGGCCUUCAAAGGGCCUGACUGGAGUUGAGCCAGAAGGAGGUAAUUUGUGUGAAGGCUUGGGUGGGGGCUAUCUUGGGAAUUUCUGUGAGCCAGAGGCCCCAAGCCAUGGUGGUGGAUAGAGGUGCAGCUUUCUGCAUCUUUGCCCUUUGGUCUGUGCCCACAGGUGACCAAUAUCCUCCUUCCACUCAAGCGCACACUCUGUGGGCCUUAAUGUCUCACUAUCCAUAUGAACAAACAGACUGAGAAAGCCGUGGGUCCUGAGAAAGGGCAGCCCCAAUACCUGGCUCUCACACAGUAUUUUCUCUUGGAAUCUGAAUAAAUUUUUUUUUGUUGUUGUUGUUUUAAA
Messenger RNA from Galeopterus variegatus (Sunda flying lemur), 2390 nucleotides. RefSeq names its product WW domain binding protein 1-like (gene WBP1L). NCBI's taxonomy places the organism in Eukaryota, Metazoa, Chordata, Mammalia, Dermoptera, Cynocephalidae. The record is from RefSeq and is a predicted model, not a curated record. The coding region runs from base 127 to 1221 and encodes 364 amino acids. The transcript has 5 exons.